Messenger RNA from Cyclocybe aegerita, 1440 nucleotides. NCBI's taxonomy places the organism in Eukaryota, Fungi, Basidiomycota, Agaricomycetes, Agaricales, Hemipholiotaceae. The record is from the annotation of a GenBank genome assembly.
AUGGGCAUCAACGAGCUGUGGGAUAUACUUAAACCUGCACAGGAGGUUGUGAAUCUGCGGGAGCUCGCAACUAUUGAGGGAUACCAAAGAAAUCCUCGGGGGAAUCGCACUCUUUACAUUGGUGUGGAUAUUUAUGCAAUAAUGGGCCAGUGCAACAGCGCUGCUCAAGCGUCUGUGCACGGCUUGAGCGGAAUUGAAAUUUUAUUCUUCAAACUAUGCCUAUUUCUUCGGUAUCCCAUAGUGUGGAUCUUUGUUUUCGAUGGUCCUUCACGUCCCGUGAAAAAUGGAAAGGCACCGCUUUCUCAUCAGCCGUCGUGGGUUGAGCCUGUGAAGCAGCUGGUGAAGCUUUUUGGUUUCCAUGUCCAUGAGGCUCCAGGUGAAGGAGAAGCUGAGCUCUCCAAGAUGAAUUCAAUUGGAAUUUUGGAUGCAAUCAUUACAACAGAUAGUGACGCCUUGGUUUUAGGCGCCCGAUAUAUUCUCCGGAGCACUCCUCAGAGCCAAAGUCCAACCACCCAUAAGGAGGAUUUUGUUGCGUAUGAUGCCAACACGAUCGAACACGAUCCUGAGCUUGGUCUAACGCGAGGCGCGUUGUUGUUAAUCGCUCUCCUUAUGGGAGGCGAUUACUCCAAUGGGGUUGACAAAUGUGGGCGCGUAGUCGCUCAUGCACUCACUCACUCCGGAUUUGGGGAUACGCUUCUCAACGCAUUUCUCUCUAUGCCUGAGGAUCAGUUCUGCCUUUUUGUCGAGGGGCGCUGGAUCGAUUCUCUUCGUCAUGAACUCCGGACAAACUCACAUGGGCACUUACGCUCUCGUCGACCUCAACUCGCAUCUGUCCUUUCUGCCUCAUUUGCGAGUCAUACCGUCAUUGCCCUGUCUGCAUGGGGAUUGCAACUCCCUGAUCUUGAGGCUAUCUCGUCCUUCUGUUCUAUCCAACUCGGGUUGGCUGAACCACACCUUUUGCUCCAAACACUUUCCAGUAAUAUGUGGGAGGGUGUCUUCUUUCAGAUGCUGUUCUCGGCCAAUUGUGUCUACAAUCUUGACACCGGCUUGCUCAGCGCAGGAGACCUUCAUGCGCUCAUUCUUACGGCUUACGAAAAGAAACGUCAAACACUUCGUAAGUGGAAAAUCGCCCCAUGGUACACGGUUUCCAUUUCCACCACUGGUUUCCGCAAACUCGCGUUCCCUGGCCUUGAGUCAGCUCAAUUGGAGGUGGGAAGUGACGCAGCUGAAGGCGAAGAAGCGACUCGGAAGGUCGCAAAAACACUUCAGCUUUGGGUUCCUGGAUGCUACCUCCCACAGGGUCUUCUGGACACAUUCAACUUUUCGAGCAGAGAAGGGAAGCGUCACAAAUCGGGCUCACAUGCGAGGUCAAAGCCGUACUCCACUCAAAAUCUCACCGCUUCUGCUGGUCCAUCUAUGACCUGCAUUAAGAUUCAUUGA